UGAUGUAGUUGUCCUAAUAGUGAGGACAAAGAGCCUACUAGUGCGCUGAAUUGAGCCACUGAGAACAAGAGUGGGCUAACUUAUCAAGGUUUUGUUCCACUUUUGACAUAUAGGGGGGUGGGGGCAAUCUUUUUAUUGCACUCCUGCCAACUCCCAUUUCCAAGAUGGCGGCACCCAUAAAAGCUGCCUUCUCCUGCAAAAACAUCCCAAAAUGUGAGCUAUGAAACUCAAGGUGAUGACGGUACCCCAGUUCAAUGUCCAAGCAAUAUGAUCCAAGGCAAAAUCAUUAUAUAACCACGAUAUAAAUCCCCGAUGUUAUUGCACCCAUAGAACUAAAAAUGGAGUUAGCCCACUCUAGUUCUCAGUGGCUAGUACACAGACCUCAAACAGCUUUCCAUAGUAACACUGGAGAGGAAGUAUGAAACUUUGAUUAUUGGAUGUUAAUUUUGUGACCUGCUCGUUGACCUGACCUUGCAAAAAGGCCCGUGUGUAUUUUGGCAGGUGUUAGCGGCCUGCCGAGUCUGAUAAGAAGCGCGCGUCUUUGCGUCCGCCACGUUGUCAGAGCAGAGAGAACCCUCAGCGACCAUGUCGGGACUCAACGCCUCUCUGGGCUACUUCCUGGCCUGUGUGGUUUUGGCGGCCUCCACGCGGACGCUGCUGAAAAAGUGGCCUCGGCUCGCCUUCCUGUCCGAGUUGUCGUCGUCGUUCAUGCUGGUGGCGUGCAGGCUGGAGGUCCAAACCAUCGUGGAGGUGGGCGAGUGGGCCGGGGGCUUGGGCCCGGACGUCACGCUGACCGUGUUGUCGGCGGUGCUGCUGGUCCACGGCGCGGUCUGCGGAGAUCAUUCGGGGAACCCCAGCGUGAGCGUGCUGAGGUUCCUCCAGCUGGACGCCGCGCCGGCCGCCACCGUCCUGGCCGUCGCAUCCCACUUCCUGGGGGCCCACCUGGCCAAGUCGGCGGCCGAGUACUACUGGAGUCUGGAGCUGACCGACAUGCACAUGAUCAAGAACCUGAUGGCCAGGGAGUGCAGCACCUCGCUGCUGGUCUCGCCGACGCAUGGCUUCUUCACCGAGGGGGUGUGCGCGCUCCUCUUUCACCUGGCGCACCUCUUGCUGAGACGGAGGGCCGCCCUCAUCCGGGUGCUGUUCGGAGCCGCGCUGCUCACCUUCCUGUCACACACAGCCAAAGGUUACACGUCAGGUUACGUCAAUCCUUCGCUAGCUUACGGGCUCACUUUUCAUUGUCCUGGAUUCACUUUCACCGAAUACGCUCUUGUCUACUGGCUGGCCCCAAUCACAGGUAAACAGCACUCACACGCAUUAAAGAGAAGACUUUAUGGAAAAGGGGCUUAUCAAUGGAUUGUACACAAAUCGUUGGGUUUUCGGAAUGCUUGCCCACCCAUCAAGUGUGAAUCUGUGUGCUUUCCAGGAAUGAUCUUGGCCCUCCUCCUGUACAUGGGCCACAUCCCAAGGAUCUUUGCCAAGAACCUGCUCUAUUUUCACAAGACGCGUUUCCGUGUGCCCAAAGGAGGAGAAAAAGAAAAGAAGAAAUGAACGACAUUUGUCAUUUUAUUUUAUAGCAAUACACCCUUCAAAAGGCCACAUGACACCAAGAACAAAAAAAAGUUAGCACAAUUCUGGGGAAAAUGUCAAUACAAAACAUUUGCUGGUUGUUUUCAAUAAAAUAAAUAACAAAUGAAAUCCCA
Messenger RNA from Phyllopteryx taeniolatus (common seadragon), 1703 nucleotides. It is a transcript of the gene aqp12, whose product is annotated as aquaporin 12. The transcript is spliced from 2 exons. The coding region runs from base 586 to 1551 and encodes 321 amino acids. Lineage: Eukaryota; Metazoa; Chordata; Actinopteri; Syngnathiformes; Syngnathidae. The record is from RefSeq and is a predicted model, not a curated record. Gene Ontology annotation, molecular function: channel activity. Gene Ontology annotation, cellular component: cytoplasm.